Messenger RNA from Oncorhynchus kisutch (coho salmon), 1886 nucleotides. Its product is annotated as ubiquitin-like protein 7. Gene Ontology annotation, cellular component: cytosol. NCBI's taxonomy places the organism in Eukaryota, Metazoa, Chordata, Actinopteri, Salmoniformes, Salmonidae. The transcript is spliced from 11 exons. The record is from RefSeq and is a predicted model, not a curated record. The coding region runs from base 100 to 1242 and encodes 380 amino acids. Gene Ontology annotation, biological process: ubiquitin-dependent protein catabolic process. Gene Ontology annotation, molecular function: polyubiquitin modification-dependent protein binding.
CCGCUUUGGUCAGCGUGAUUGUGGACCACGUGAAUAACACGGAAGCAGAUCGUGUCAACAAAGCAAAUCAUUGUCGUUGUUCCUGUCUAGCAACAACUCAUGAUGUCGGAGUGGCACCUGUCAUUGAAGCUGGUGGAUCAGCCCAAAUCCACCUUCCACUUCCCUGAGACGAUGCCUGGAGACGUAUCUCCCGGCGGGUACCGAGUCUCUACUCUGAAACAGCUCGUUGCAGCACAGCUUCCUGAUUCCCUACCGGACCCCGAACUCAUAGAGCUGGUACACUGUGGUCGCAAGUUGAAGGACGACCUGACUUUAGACUCCUGUGGGAUCCAGCCUGGAUCCACCCUGCACAUCCUCAAAAGGACCUGGCCUGAACCAGACGUCAAUCCAGAGCCAGUGAACAGGACGACUGCAGCCAGGGAGUUCCGUGUGCUGCAGGCAGCCCUCCACUCCAACUCCACCUACAGAGAUUCGGUGUUUAAGAUGCUGACUAAUAAGGAGUCUCUAGAUCAGAUCAUUGUGGCCACGCCAGGGCUGAGAUCUGACCCGGUAGCGCUAGGAGUGCUCCAAGACAAAGAUCUAUUUGUGCAAUUCACAGACCCUAACAUGCUGGAUGUGUUGAUCAGUUCUCACCCAGCCUUGGUCAAUGCCAUCAUCCUGGUCCUCCACUCAGUGGCUGGCAGCAUGCCUGCUCAGUCCAGCGCCGGCUCCUCCCGCAAUGUCUCCUCCAGCUCCUACAGUGACAUGCCAGGAGGGUUUAUGUUUGAGGGCAUGUCUGAUGACGAUGAAGAUUUCCAAUCGGGAAAUCCGGCAGGCCCAUCCAACCGAACCGGGGGCCCAGCAGGAAUGCGGCCUGUGUCCCUUGGCCAUAGUGGAGCUACAGGCCCUCGACCCAUAACACAGAGUGAGCUGGCCACUGCCCUGGCCCUGGCCAGUACUCCUGAGAGCAGUGCUGUUACUCCCACUGCAGGGGCUCAGCAGGACCCCUCAUCUGGAGUGCCUCCCAUGCCAGCAGGGACUCCUGUCAGCAAUGACCUUUUCAGCCAGGCACUGCAGCAGGCUCUACAGGCCUCCAGCAUGUCCGGCAUGUCCUCUCUGCAGGGGCGUUGGCAGUCCCAGCUGCAGCAGCUGAGAGACAUGGGGAUCCAGGAUGAGGAGCUGAUGUUACGGGCGCUGCAGGCUACAGACGGGGACAUCCAGUCAGCUCUGGAGCUCAUCUUCGCUGGAGGGCCAGGACUCUGAGCCAAGCCAGGGCCCUGAGAGAGGAGAGUGCAGGGGGAAACGUCUCUACACAGACACAAGCUGAUGGCUCUGGUCAUUCUGCCAUUAGGUUGUGAUAUGGACACUUAUAUGGACACAAUGCUUCAGACAUGAAGACCUCAUUACUACUCCUCUACCCUUUCAUACACAGCCUAAAUGUAGCAACCUUUAAAUGGCUGGCAAAACAUUUAUUUUUGUUUUGGACUUGUAAUAAAGAUAAACAUGUACCUUAUCUACCCCUGAAUCUGACUGACUCAUUUAAAGGUGGGUUGGUGUUAGCCCCUGAAGGCUUUAAUCUCAUCGCUGUGUGAAUACAUACAUAAUCAGAGGGCUGUGUUCUACCAGAAAUCUUUGUUUUGUUUCAGACACUAACAUUGACUCAGAUCUGCUAUAAAAUAUGCAUUGGAAGAAAGAAGUGUUGAGAAUACCCCUUGAGUCUAACUGUAAUUCAUACAGUUGUACACUAGGUGGCAAUGUAUAACCACUUACCAUAGUUCCUUUAAAAUUACAUUCAAUAGAGAAAUAAGGAGUAGAAAUGUGACAAAUAUGGCUAGCUAAUGUUUGAACUGAUUCUGAAACUGUUUCAGUUGGUCUGCCAGAUCAAUAAACACAUAAUACAAAUACUA